Molecule: messenger RNA, 1105 nt
Organism: Anas platyrhynchos (mallard)
Lineage: Eukaryota; Metazoa; Chordata; Aves; Anseriformes; Anatidae
Gene: SNF8
Product: SNF8 subunit of ESCRT-II
Biological process (GO): protein transport to vacuole involved in ubiquitin-dependent protein catabolic process via the multivesicular body sorting pathway
Cellular component (GO): ESCRT II complex
Source: RefSeq, a predicted model, not a curated record
CCGCGCCGUGCCCCGUGGCGGUGGGCCCGGCCGCCGCCCUCGGCUUCGUUUCGCGUCCCGCUUCGGGUCCCGCCUCCCGGCCGGGCAGCUCCGCGGCCUCCCCGGCCUGCGGGGCGCAGAGAGCCCGGUGCCGUCCUGAGCCCAGCCGCGGGUUCGCAAUAGCCUUGUCUUCGCCCUUGUUCGAUGUCUAAGCAGCUGGACAUGUUUAAAACCAACUUGGAGGAGUUUGCCAGCAAACACAAGCAAGAGAUCCGUAAAAGCCCAGCAUUCCGGGUCCAGUUCCAGGAUAUGUGCGCAACAAUUGGAGUGGAUCCUCUGGCAUCUGGUAAAGGAUUCUGGUCAGAAAUGCUGGGAGUUGGAGACUUUUACUAUGAAUUGGGCGUGCAGAUUAUUGAAGUUUGCCUGGCUCUGAAACACAGGAAUGGAGGUCUGAUAACACUAGAAGAACUUCAUCAACAAGUGCUGAAGGGAAGAGGGAAGUUUGCUCAGGAAGUAAGCCAGGAUGAUCUCCUUCGUGCAAUCAAGAAACUGAAGGUCUUGGGAAAUGGCUUUGGGAUUAUCCCUGUUGGUGGAACAUAUCUGGUCCAGUCUGUACCAGCUGAACUGAACAUGGAUCACACAGUCGUCUUGCAGCUGGCAGAGAAAAAGGGCUAUGUAACAGUCAGUGAGAUCAGGUCCAGUCUGAAAUGGGAGAUGGAACGUGCAAAGCAAAUACUGGAACACUUGCUGAAGGAAGGAAUGGCCUGGCUGGAUACGCAGGCAGCUGGAGAACCUCAGUACUGGCUGCCUGCACUCUUUACAGAACUGUACUCUCAGGAGAUCACUCCAGAGGAAGCUAAGGAGGCAAUACCUUGACUUUUAAGUGUUCCAUGCAUGUAUAUAAUUCUUCUUGUGAGGUUACUUGCAUAUCACCUAAAACACGGGUACAAUGGACUUGAAAUAAAUUUUUUUUUUAAAAGUCUAGAUUGAGAAGUUUAAUAGGACUAAUUCAUACUUGCUUACCUUCAGAUUUUCUCUUCUGUUGUGAAUUGAAAUACCACUUACUGUUACAAACACUAAUUACCUUGUCACAGCAAGAGAAAAAAUAUAUAAGCUGAUACUGCAA